Molecule: messenger RNA, 1482 nt
Organism: Gavia stellata (red-throated loon)
Lineage: Eukaryota; Metazoa; Chordata; Aves; Gaviiformes; Gaviidae
Gene: SLC35F3
Product: solute carrier family 35 member F3
Exons: 8
Coding region: 1-1482 (493 amino acids)
Biological process (GO): thiamine transport
Cellular component (GO): membrane
Source: RefSeq, a predicted model, not a curated record
AUGGGGAUCCGGGAGUUCCCCAACGGCUCCGCGCGGGGCAAAGCCGCCACCCUCGGCAUGCGGCGCUCCCCCGAUGUCAGUCCCCGGCGGCUGUCCGACAUCAGCCCGCAGCUGCGGCAGCUGAAGUACCUGGUGGUGGACGAGGCCAUCAAGGAGGACUUGAAGUGGUCCCGCUCCGUGGAGGACCUCACCAGCGCUUCCGUGGGGCUCACCUCCAUCGAGGAACGGAUCCUCCGCAUCACCGGCUACUACGGCUACCAGCCCUGGGCCGCCAGCUACAAACGGGAUGAGCGCUCCCGGGAGUCUCCAGCCCCAGCCGAAGCACAGAUGCAAGCCGGGGCGGAAGGCAGUGGAAGGGUGAACCGCUGUUGCUGGAAAUGCUCCGUGACACAACUCAAGAAGAUUUUCUGGGGUGUGGCCGUGGUCCUGGGUGUCUGCUCCUCCUGGUCGGGUUCAACCCAGCUAGCAAAACUGACCUUUAAGAAAUUCGAUGCACCCUUCACUCUAACGUGGUUUGCAACAAACUGGAACUUUUUAUUCUUUCCUUUGUAUUAUCUUGGACAUGUUUUUAAGUCAGCUGAAAAGCAGUCUCCAAAGCAAAGAUACAGGGAGUGCUGCCGAUUUUUUGGAGAAAAUGGCUUGACUUUGAAGGUGUUUUUUACCAAGGCAGCACCCUUUGGUGUCCUUUGGACACUCACAAACUACCUUUACUUACAUGCAAUAAAGAAAAUAAACACUACGGAUGUCUCCGUGUUGUUCUGCUGCAACAAAGCUUUUGUGUUCUUGCUUUCAUGGAUCGUUCUGAGGGACAGGUUCAUGGGAGUGAGGAUCGUGGCUGCUAUAUUUGCUAUUGCAGGGAUAGUUAUGAUGACAUACGCUGAUGGGUUUCACAGCCACUCCGUUAUUGGUAUAGCCCUGGUGGUGGGCUCUGCGUCAAUGUCUGCUCUCUACAAGGUUUUAUUCAAGCUUCUUUUGGGCAGUGCUAAAUUUGGAGAAGCUGCCUUAUUCCUGUCCGUGUUAGCUGUCUUCAACGUCCUCUUCGUUACCUUUAUUCCUGUCAUCCUUUAUUUUACCAAAGUGGAGUACUGGAGCUCUUUUGACAUCGUUCCUUGGGGAAGCCUCUGCGGAUUUUCGAUUCUCUUAUUGACAUUCAAUAUUCUACUAAAUUUUGGGAUUGCUAUUACAUACCCCACCUUGAUUUCUCUUGGAAUUGUACUGAGUGUCCCAGUGAAUGCAGUUGUUGAUCACUACACGAGUGAAAUUGUCUUCAACAGUGUCCGAGUAAUCGCCAUCAUCAUUAUUGGGCUGGGCUUCCUCCUGUUGCUCUUGCCAGAGGAAUGGGACGUCUGGGUAAUAAAGCUCCUCACACGUCUCAAAGUCCGGAAGAAGGAAGAAAUCCCCGAAGGGAAUGGAGACAUUGCUUCAGGACUGCCUAACAAAAGCCGGAGAACUCGCCCGUCCAUGUCAUCCUUUGCUCAUUAA